Messenger RNA from Aspergillus caelatus, 813 nucleotides. Its product is annotated as alpha/beta hydrolase family esterase. The transcript has a single exon. NCBI's taxonomy places the organism in Eukaryota, Fungi, Ascomycota, Eurotiomycetes, Eurotiales, Aspergillaceae. The record is from RefSeq and is a predicted model, not a curated record. The coding region runs from base 1 to 813 and encodes 270 amino acids. Gene Ontology annotation, molecular function: feruloyl esterase activity.
AUGUUUAAAUCCAUCUUUCUCCAGACUGUCCUGGCCCUAAGCACCCUUACCUCAGUCCACGGUGCCAAUUCCUCCGGCUGCGGCAAACAGCCCACUCUUGCCAAUGGAGUCCAGAGAAUCAACGACCGCGAGUACAUCAUCAAGAUUCCUGACAACUAUAAUGCCAACAAACCGCAUCAUCUCAUCUUCGGUCUCCACUGGCGUGGUGGAAACAUGAACUCCGUGGUGAAUGGCGAAGGCGUCGAGCCGUGGUACGGCCUCGAAACUCGAGCACAGGGCAGCGCAAUCUUGGUAGCUCCGAACGGCAGGAACGCUGGCUGGGCCAACGCCAACGGCGAAGAUGUAGCCCUCAUCGACGCCAUUAUAAAACAAGUUGAGGAUGACCUCUGCAUCGACCAGAGCUCUCGUUUCGCGACAGGGUUCAGUUGGGGUGGCGGAAUGAGCUAUGCGCUUGCUUGUGCACGGGCAAAAGAGUUCAGGGCUGUGAGCGUGUUGAGUGGUGGCCUGAUUAGUGGGUGCGAUGGAGGAAAUGAUCCUAUUGCUUAUCUGGGUAUUCAUGGAAUUAGUGACCCGGUUCUGCCAUUUGACGGGGGCGUGACUCUGGCGAAUAAGUUUGUUGCGAAUAACGGGUGCCAGCCUGCGUACGUUGGUAGGCCCGGAUCUGGGAGUCACAGUUCGGUCCGAACGGAUUUUCAGGGGUGCUCUAAGCCUGUUUCGUUUAUUGCUUAUGAUGGUGGGCAUGAUGCUGCACCUCUUGGUGUUGGUAAUCCGCUGGCUCCAGAUGCCACGUGGAAGUUUUUCAUGGCUGCUUGA